Messenger RNA from Aureobasidium musti, 813 nucleotides. The record is from the annotation of a GenBank genome assembly. NCBI's taxonomy places the organism in Eukaryota, Fungi, Ascomycota, Dothideomycetes, Dothideales, Saccotheciaceae.
ANNCAUGCUUUGGCUACUCUUGAGGUUGGCAACUUGUCUUGCAUUCCUGUACACAAGGGAGCAGACUACCCUAUUCUUAACACUCCUGAGCUCUUCCAGACCGUAAGUGAAUCAAGGCGAUCAAUCCACAAGGACCACAUUGACGAUUCUGUUUGCAGUNGGGAGAUGGUUCAUGGUAAACUGCCUUGGGAAGGAGCAUUUGCGCCAGAGAACUUGACCUACGAAGCACUUGGAAACGACCCAACCUCGGGCAACCCAGACCGCGUGUCCAAAGCAGCCUUCUACGAGGGCUACCCCAACACCACAUUCGCCUCCAAGGACGCAGCAUGGUUCAUGAUUGAGCAGGUCCGCAAGUACCCUGGUCAGGUCUCAAUCUACUCGGCUGGUUCUCUGACGAACGUCGCUCUUGCUGUCCGCAUGGAUCCCGACUUUGCGAAGAACGCAAAGGAGCUCAUCAUUAUGUUACCGGCAGCACUAUGCAAGCUGAUUGGAACUCCGACCCNNAUUGCCGGCAAUGUCGCCAACCAGGUCAUUGUCACUCAGGAAUACCUUGACGACAUUUACAAGGUCAAGAACCCUUACUCUACUUUGAUGCACGAGUACUACGGUACUAUCUUCCCUCUCUUCUACCUUGAUGUCGACACUGCCCCUUCCAGCCCUAGUUAUGGUAACAUCCACGCUUACCAGGAGGCUCUCAAGCCCGUUGCCCAGAACCUCCAGAAGGUCAACAUGGUUGUAUCGGUUGAUGGCAACAAGCUCAAGAAGUGGGUCAAGAAAGCCGUUCAGUACCCCAAGUCCUGCGCCAACCUGUAA